CUUUGUUGCAAAAGUGCAAGUUAUACAACACAAUCACAUGUCGAGUCAUGUCAGAAGAGCGGAUAGCAACUCUUCGUGCAGAGUUGAAGACAUGGGAGAAGCAGUUCUCGAUACAACACGGCGGGAAGAGACCGAGUCGUGAGGACAUCAAGAACAAUGUCGAAAUUGCUGCACAAUACAAGGAGUAUGACAGACUACGAAGGCCGCCGGCAAAGCAGUCCGAGUCGCAACACGCCAAACCUACAAAGACACUCCAUGCAACACCCAGGAAGGCCGCCGCUCCAACAGCAACACCACAGAAGCGCAGUUCACAAUUCUUGAUACCGAGUGUGCCAGCAAAAGAAGAGCAUGUAGAACUGGAACCCACUCCUGCUGCUAUACGUAUGCACCUCGGACCAACACCACAGAAAGAUGGCCAUAUCCUGAGUCUAUUCGACGACUUGUCGUCAACUGCUUCCAAGCCUUCACGAACCGCUCUUGCAACAAUAGAAGCGAACGCGAACUUUACACCGAGUAGACCAUCCCAACUCAUGUUCAUGGACGACGAGUCGCCACCGGAAAAUGUACAUGACCGCACACCGGCAUCAAGCAGCAAGCGCUUCCUACUCGACUCAUUUGUCUCGACAACACCUCUGAAGCGGAAACGUGACGACGAGGAACCCACUCAUGCUACGCCGUCUAGUGCUAAGGGUCUUUCGACACCCGCUUUCCUGCGUAGAUCAUCCAACAUGCUCAUCAUGGACACCUUGGUCGAGGAAGCCGAGAAUGACCACGAGCUCAAGAGUAUGAACAUUGGCAGAAUGAGACAACCGCCUUUCAAGAAACGCGGCAUUGUUAGAAGUCUGAGCAGCAUCAUCCAAGGCUUAAGGAAACAAGAGGAUGACAAACUUGACGAGGAGCUAGAGAUGAUGCGUGAGAUGGAAGAAGGUGAUGAGGAUGUUGCAGUCAAACCUACUGUUCAAGUCGCCGACAGUCAAGUCGUCAUGCCCUUGGGUCCUGAUCAGGGUGUUGAAAGCGACGAGUCUGAAGAGGAAGAUACCGGUAGCUUCAGAAAGCCAUGGAAGAAGAAGGGCUUGAAGCGCCAGACCAAGCGAACCAACAUGCGUCCUCAACCCAAACCCAAGGUCCCAGCUCAACCAGUCCAGCCCGACGCAGCUUCAGACGACGAAGGCAAUGUCGCCGAAACACAACUUCCCGACCAUCCUCUUGACGACAUCUCAGACGCAGAGUCCGACGCAGCAUACAGCGACACAGAAGCAAAGCGGAAGCGUCAACUCACCAAAACCACCACAACAGACAAUCAUGACGCCUCCAAGAGUUCCAAACCCGAUGGCAUUGUCAAGAAGACUGCUAGAAAGAUCAGUGCCACCGCCCAUGCGAAUUUCAGAGCGCUCAAAAUCAAGAACAAGAAUUCGAAGGCCAGUGGCAGAGGCAGGUUUGGCAGACGAUGAUGAUGAAAUGUGUGGUUUCUUGUUGGAGUUGUGCAUUUGCUAGGAGUUGUUGCAUUGGUUGACGAGAAUACCCGGACAUGGCUUAUGAAAGCGAUAUGGGAGGGACACAAGGCAUGGCAUAAACACAUUGUAGGCGUUCAGGGAGACAAUCGUUUUUCCAUGCUAAGCCAUGGCGUUUUGCAUUGUAGGUACAGAAGCAAAUUUUUCAUGUCUAAGCGAAAGCAAUAUUGAUUUAAUGGUGCAACGCCAUUUCAUCACUCAGCAACCCU
This is a messenger RNA of Aureobasidium pullulans EXF-150, 1720 nucleotides long. RefSeq lists its product as uncharacterized. Gene Ontology annotation, molecular function: single-stranded DNA binding; DNA replication origin binding. Gene Ontology annotation, biological process: DNA replication initiation; DNA replication; double-strand break repair via break-induced replication. The transcript has 3 exons. Lineage: Eukaryota; Fungi; Ascomycota; Dothideomycetes; Dothideales; Saccotheciaceae. The record is from RefSeq and is a predicted model, not a curated record. The coding region runs from base 48 to 1451 and encodes 467 amino acids. Gene Ontology annotation, cellular component: DNA replication preinitiation complex.